AUGGCAGAAACGGUUCUUGACUUCGGCGCAUCCGGAAACAUCGGAGUAUCUGCCGUUAUCGGUGCCCUCCAAGCUAAGCGCAAAGUCAUUGCUGUUGUCCGUAAUCAGACAAGCGCCGAGAAGAUAUUCAACUACGUUGGAACCCGCGAUGGAAUCACGAUCACCGAAGCGGACAUCGCAUCUGAGGAAUCUGUUAUAGGUAUCGUUGAUCAAGUUCGCGCCGGCAAGCUGCCGCCGUUUCAGCAUGUUUUUGCGUCUCACGCAUACCGUGCAACUGCGCCGUACUUACUGGAGAAUGGCAUCCCAAACAGCUCUUGGACGAUGUGUUCUGGUGCUUCGGGAGAUAUGGGUCGGCGAGCAGCUCCUGCUGUAACUCAAGGAGCUUUGUUCAGCAUGGCCACUGUGACUGCCCGCGAUAAUCUAGACGCCAACAUACGCUUCAACGAAAUCUACCUAUCCUAUCGAGUUCAGCACCACGUCAACUUGGAAGACAAAAAACAGUUCCUCGGCCUGGCGCAUCUCCAGACUUCGAGGGAGUUCGCCCCACUCUACCAGCAACUGUUGGACGGAACGGACAUUAGGAGCAAGAGGGUCAAUGCUAUCAACCCUGAAGACGUGGUUGAUUUGAAGUACGAAACUCGUUACCGAGACUUCUGA
This is a messenger RNA of Colletotrichum aenigma, 657 nucleotides long. RefSeq lists its product as uncharacterized. Bases 1 to 657 code for a protein of 218 amino acids. Lineage: Eukaryota; Fungi; Ascomycota; Sordariomycetes; Glomerellales; Glomerellaceae. The transcript has 2 exons. The record is from RefSeq and is a predicted model, not a curated record.